Lodderomyces parapsilosis is the source of this 993-nucleotide messenger RNA. RefSeq lists its product as uncharacterized. NCBI's taxonomy places the organism in Eukaryota, Fungi, Ascomycota, Pichiomycetes, Serinales, Debaryomycetaceae. Gene Ontology annotation, cellular component: small-subunit processome; nucleolus. The transcript has a single exon. The coding region runs from base 1 to 993 and encodes 330 amino acids. The record is from RefSeq and is a predicted model, not a curated record. Gene Ontology annotation, biological process: maturation of SSU-rRNA from tricistronic rRNA transcript (SSU-rRNA, 5.8S rRNA, LSU-rRNA).
AUGUCAGAUAUCGAUAGUAUACUAAAGUCGAUCAUCACUUCAACCAAGGCGGCAGAUGCUGCAGUUGAGAGUUUAGUGUCAGAAAAUGCAAAAGUUGAUCACCCGGGUUUCAUUACCAAUCUACUAGAGAAAUCUGGACAGAGUGAAGUUGAAGGCAUAUCCUUGCUCUCUUUGAAGAAUCAAGCAUUGGCUUCUUAUGUUAAUAACUUACUAUUAAUUGUUCUAGGUCAGUUGGAUAGGUUAGAGAAUAACGGAAAUAACAAUCUCAAAAAUGAAGCUAUUGAGAGAUCCAUUGUACAAAGGGUUACUUUAGAAAAGGGUGUUAAACCAUUGGAAAAGAAAAUCAACUAUCAGAUUGAAAAUCUUAUGAAAGCAUUCAGCAAAGCUGAGAGCCAAGAUUUACAAGCAAAGAAAGAGCAAGAACAGGACUCCGGUGAUAGUGAUGAUGCUAAAGAUGAUGAAAAGGAAGACAAUGACAUUGAUUCAGAUGAAGAGGAUGAAAUGGCAUUCAGACCUGAUGCUGCAGCCUUGGCCAGAUUGGCUCCUCAGGCGAGCAAAACAUCCACAAGUGAAAAGUAUAGACCACCCAAGAUUUCAGCCAUGGCACCUCCUACCAGCAAGGAUGCGGAUGCCAAGACCGCUCCAACACAAAAACUUCAGAGUAUGGAGGAAUACUUACAAGAACAAAGUGAUCUCCCGACCGCCGAAGCAAGCAUUGGAUCCACUAUUGUCAGCCAUGGUCGUGGUGGUGUCAAGACACAACAUGACAGAAAGAAAGAAAAAGAAAUCCAAACUUAUGAGGAAGCUAAUUUCACGAGAUUGCCCACUGCUCAAACCAAGAAGAGUUUCAGACAAAAGCAAAGGGACAUGGCAAAUCAAUUUGCUGGUGAAGAUUGGAGUAUUUUCAAUAAAGAGAAGGAUUUAGAUUCUGGAACAUCGAGGAAAAGAAAACCUACAACGUCAUGGGAUAGAGCUAAGAGAAAACGUACAUAG